Messenger RNA from Echinococcus granulosus, 1344 nucleotides. Its product is annotated as DDB1- and CUL4-associated factor. The coding region runs from base 1 to 1344 and encodes 447 amino acids. Gene Ontology annotation, cellular component: nucleolus; small-subunit processome. Lineage: Eukaryota; Metazoa; Platyhelminthes; Cestoda; Cyclophyllidea; Taeniidae. The record is from RefSeq and is a predicted model, not a curated record. Gene Ontology annotation, molecular function: protein binding. The transcript is spliced from 6 exons. Gene Ontology annotation, biological process: maturation of SSU-rRNA from tricistronic rRNA transcript (SSU-rRNA, 5.8S rRNA, LSU-rRNA).
AUGAAGAUUCGGAUGUUAUCUCGGAACCCUGCUGAUUAUUUACGAGAGACAGCAGAUGACAUAUUCAAAAUGCCUCGCAACCACUCUGUCACGGAACAUCCUUUCGCUGCGGAGAGGGAAUAUGUUAGAGCUCUAAAUUCAGCCAAACUUUCGCGUAUGAUGGCGAAGCCUUUCAUCGGCUGUCUUGAGGGCACCACAGAUACAAUGACUGUCAUGUCACUAAACACAGAAAAAGUUGGCUUAGCUGUUUUUGGUACUGCGGAUGGAAAGAUUCAAUAUUGGGACAUCGCAGGUCGGAAGCUUGCGUAUGAAGCUCCAGCUCACGCUGGUGAAGUACGAGGUGUCUGUCAAUAUGAUAAAUCUCAACUAAUGUAUUCAUGUGGUUUGGAUGGUCAGUUGAAACAGUGGCGCAUGGAUCAUAGCAACAUUGAGGCGGCGUGGUCAAAACCGCUGAAUACAGUGCUCCUUGACUCUACACCACUCAGUCUCGACCAUCACCCUUCAAUGGACGCGUUUCUCGUUGGUAGCCCCGAAUCCUGCUUCCUCUACCACUCCACACGUAUGGAUGUUCCCGUUCGUGAGUGGACUUGGGGUCGGGAGGCCAUACACCAGGCUACUUUUAACCCAGUGGAACACAAUCUCGUUGGAAUUUUAACCAAGGAUAAUUCCAUUAUUCUGGCAGACACGCGGGAAGAUAGUCCCUUGAGAAAAUUGAAAAUGAACCUCAAAUUGAAUUCCUUCUCGUGGAAUCCAAUGGAGCCGUAUGUUUUUACCGCUGCUUCUGAGGACUACAAUCUCUACACAUACGAUUGUCGCUUCUUCAAGCAUCCAAAGAGGGUGUAUAUGGGUCACACAAAUGCCGUCAUGGCCGUGGAUUACUCCCCGUCUGGUAGAGAAUUCGCUUCGGGUUGUUACGAUGGGACUAUACGCCUAUGGAACGUUGAGCAGACCUCCUCCGUAGACGUCUACCACACACGGCGCAUGAAGCGCGUGCUGAAGGUGAGGUUUACACUUGAUGGUCGCUUCCUUCUCUCCUCCUCGACGGAUCAGAAUGUGCGUCUGUGGAAGGCACACGCGUCGGAGAAACUGGGCCCCAUGAAGCCGCGGGAGCGCGAGUCUCUGGCCACAGCAGAAGCACUGCGGGAGAAAUACAAAGAGCACCCAGAAGUGCGACGCAUCCUUCGCAACCGCCACGUACCCAAGUCCAUCUAUGUGGCAACGAAGGAGCAUCGCAUCAUCCGCGCCAAGGAGAAAAGGAAGCUGCGCAAUGUGCGCGUCUUUAACCACUCCGAUGUCCCUGUGUUGCCGGAGAGGGAGAAACACACUGCUUCACUGUACAAAUAG